This is a messenger RNA of Stegodyphus dumicola, 3835 nucleotides long. RefSeq names its product intraflagellar transport protein Oseg1 (gene Oseg1). Gene Ontology annotation, biological process: protein localization to cilium; intraciliary retrograde transport; non-motile cilium assembly. The record is from RefSeq and is a predicted model, not a curated record. Gene Ontology annotation, cellular component: non-motile cilium; intraciliary transport particle A. Gene Ontology annotation, molecular function: protein binding. Lineage: Eukaryota; Metazoa; Arthropoda; Arachnida; Araneae; Eresidae.
UGUUCGUCCGUCUGUCUGUUUUAAAUUUAAAGCGCGUCUUUAUUUACGAUUGUUUUUAAGUUUACAUCAAUUAUGCGUUCUGUUCUGAUAUGGGAAGCGCAGUUACUAGAUAAAGAAGAAAAUCCCCAAUGUGUCUAUGACAUAGCUGUCAAGCCUGAUGGAUCUAUGGUUAUUAUUGCAUCAGGGCCGAAGUUAUUAGCUUAUGAUACGGAAGGGAAGCUGUUGCAGUCUCUGAAAGGCCAUUCUGACUUAGUUUACUGCAUAUGUUUCUCUAAAGAUGGUCAAAGAUUUGCAUCAGGUGGUGCUGAUAAGCAAGUUAUCAUUUGGACUUCAAAACUGGAAGGAAUUUUACGAUAUUCGCAUCAUGACGCUGUGCAGUGCCUUUCGUACAAUCCAGUGUCAGAUCAACUUGCCAGCUGUGCUUGCACAGAUUUUGGUUUAUGGUCUCCAGAGCAAAAAAGUGUUUCAAAGCACAGAAUAAGUGCACGCAUCACAAGUUGUAGCUGGACUUGUGAUGGAAUGAUUUUAGCUCUUGGUCUCAUUAGUGGAUAUAUAUCUUUGCGAGGAAGGAAUGGGGAUGAAAGGGUGAAAAUUGAAAGACCAGGUGGUAUUGGAUCUCAAGUUUGGGGAGUUUGUUGGAGCCCUGUUAAGGAUAAUAAUGACACAGUUCUUGCUGUAGUAGAUUGGGGACAAUCAUUAUCAUUCUAUAAUAGUGCUGGGAAACAGGUUGGACGAGAACGAGCAUUAGGAUUUGAUCCCCUUAGAGUAACUUAUUUUUCUAAUGGUGAAUACAUAAUAAUUUGUGGCACUAACAAGAAAUGUUCCUUAUAUACUAAGGAAGGAGUUUUUGUAGGUUAUAUAUCUGAACAAGAUUCCUGGGUAUGGUGCUGUGCAACAAAAGCUGAUUCCACGCAUGUGGCAAUUGGAAGUCAAGAUGGUAUUGCUGCAUAUUAUGAAGUUUGUUUUACCACUGUUCAUAGUUUAUAUCGUGAACGUUAUGCUUAUCGGCAAAACAUGACAGAUGUAGUUGUUCAGCAUUUAAUCACAGAAGAUAAAGUGGUCGUAAAGUGCCGAGAAUUGGUGAAGAAAUUGGCUAUUUAUAAGAAGCGUUUAGCAAUACAGAUGCCUGAAAGGAUCAAUAUAUAUGAAGUAUCAGAUGAAUCGUCUGACAUGCACUACAAAGUGAAGGAAAAGAUAAACUUAAAAGUUGAAUGCACAUUAUUAGUUGUAUGUGCUAAGCAUAUUGUACUUUGUCAAGAAAAAAUUCUUCAGUGUUUGUCAUUCCAAGGCGUUUUGGAGAAAGAAUGGGUUAUGGAUGCUCUAAUUCGAUACAUAAAAGUCAUAGGUGGGCCACCAGGAAGUGAAGGCCUCCUUGUUGGAUUAAAAAAUGGACAGGUGAUAAAGAUAUUUGUUGAUAAUGCAUUACCUGUUUCAGUACUGAAAAUUGGGGCUUCAAUUCGUUGCUUAGAUCUUAGUGCCAAGCGAAAAAAAUUAGCCAUUGUGGAUGAUAAUAGUACUUGCAGUGUUUAUGAUCUUAGCAAUAAUGAACUAAUUUAUCAGGAGCCGAACGCAAAUAGUGUAGCAUGGAACAAUCAGAACGAAGAUAUGCUGUGUUUCACUGGUGCUGGACUGAUAAAUAUCAAAGUGGAAAAUUUUAAUGUGCAACAGCAGAAAUUUCAGGGUUUUGUAAUUGGAUUCUGUGGAGCUAAAGUAUUUUGCUUGCAUUUUAAUUCUAUUUCAACAAUUGAUAUUCCAUUGUCUGCAUCUAUGUAUCAGUACAUCGAGAAAAAGAUGUUCAAUAAAGCAUAUUCUGUUGCAUGCCUGGGAGUUACUGAUGGAGACUGGAGGGCUCUAGCUGAAGCUGCAAUACAGAAUUUAAGCUUAGAUGUGGCUCGACAAGCUUUUAUCCGUGUGAAGGACCUUUUGUUUCUGAAGUUGAUUAAAUCAUUGGAAGUUCGUAGAAAAAGCGAAUCUGAUUACUCACUGAUAGGAGAUGUGUAUGCAUACCUUGGAAAAUUCAAUUUAGCAGCCAGUGUUUACCAAAAAGCAAAUGCUGAAGGCAAAGCUUAUAUGAUGUAUAUUGACUUACGUAUGUUCGAUAAAGCGCAGGAAUUUCUUUCAACUUCUGAUGAUCAAGAAAAAAGAAGUCUUGUGUUAAAGAAAGCUGAAUGGGCAAAAACUAUCAGUGAGCCUAGAGCAGCAGCAGAAAUGUAUCUGUCAGUUGGGGAAAUAGAAAAGGCUGUGGAAUUAGCAGCUGAAAAUAAUUGGGCUGAUAUGCUAAAAUCUAUUGCUAAAAAAGUGGAUAUAAUUGAGCACAAAACCAUUUCUAUCAUUGGAAACCAUUUAAAACGGCUGCAGGAAUAUGGUGCAGCAGCUGAAAUAUUUCAUAAAAUUGGUGACAUUCCAUCUCUUGUUGAAAUGAAUGUUGAAGCUAAGAACUGGAAGGAGGCAUUUGAACUUGCAAAGCAAUAUCCAAUGUACAAGGAGAGUGUUUAUGUACCUUAUGGGAAUUGGUUAGCUGAGAAUGAUCGUUUUGUUGAAGCUCAGAAAGCUUUUUGUAUUGCUGGUCAACAAGAUUUAGCUGAAAAUGUUUUGGGCAAACUUACAAAAAUUGCUGUGAAUGAAAAGCGAUUCCGUGAAGCUGGUUAUUAUUACUGGAUACUUUCUAUGCAAACUUUGAAGUUUUCUGCAGAUUUAACAGAUGAAGUGGAAAUUAAAGCAGCAGUUAAGAAAUUUUGGGAUCAGCAGUUUGCUGCUGAAAUAUAUUAUGUGUACAGCUUUAUUUAUAAUUACCUCGAAGAGCCUUUCACUAUGCAACAUACUGAGACUUUGUUCAAUAUGUCACGAUAUUUAUGGCUUGAGUUAGUCAAAAUCGACUUUCCUGGUAUUUCAAAAUUCCGGAUAUUUUAUGCAUCUGCAAAACAGAGUUGUGCAAUGAAAGCCUAUAAACUUGCACGUAUGGCAUAUCAACAAGCAAAUCUGUAUCGAGUGCCUGAGCGAUUUAGGGAUUCACUUGAAAUAGCAACAAUGCAUGUCCAUGCAAAACCAUUUACAGAUGCUGAAGAAGUAUUGCCCAUGUGCUAUAGGUGUUCUACCAGUAACCCUUUAAUUAAUAAAAAUGGAAAUAUUUGUUUUAACUGUAAACAGCCUUUAGUAUAUUCAUUCAUAUCAUUUGAAGUUUUGCCAGUUGUUGAAUUUUUCCUUGAAAAUGGCAUUACGGAUGAUGAAGCUUAUAAGUUAUUGUGUAGGAAGCCGAACUUAGCUCCUGAUAAUACAAUGAAAAUUGAAGAAGACAUUCAGUACUUGAAACUGGACUAUAAUGAUCCAUUUGAGAGAGACUCUGAAGCUGAUUCAAGCAUGUUUUCAUAUGAUACAUUAACUGGGGAACCUGGACCUUUGAUUUUAAAUCGUGCUCAGCUGGAAAAAAUGAACAUAUCAGAAGUAAUCAUCUGCAGGUGGCCCCAUCCUUUGCGGACACAGUAUUUCAAAAAUGUAUUACCUAGUGUCCAAAUUCGUAGAUGUACAUCUUGCAAUAAACUUUUUCAUAGUGAUGAUUAUGAACUUGAAAUCCUGAAGAAGAACUGCUGUCCAUUUUGUAGAACCACUGUUCAAGAGCUUGACGCAUUUGAAGAAUAAUUGUAAAUUUUAUUGGUCUCAUCUGCACAAUUUAGCACAUCAUUCUGUGAUUUUUAACCUGUGCCUGUUACCUCGUGAUGUUUUUACUGCUAUUUGUUUGCAUACUUGAAACUGUGAUAUAUAAAAUACUAAGUCAUUCUUGAAGUUGUGUAAUAUGUGUAUAUGAAAUUAUUAAAUAAAUUUGUCAUAUUACAAAUUA